This is a messenger RNA of Malania oleifera, 1551 nucleotides long. RefSeq lists its product as uncharacterized. Lineage: Eukaryota; Viridiplantae; Streptophyta; Magnoliopsida; Santalales; Ximeniaceae. Gene Ontology annotation, molecular function: nitronate monooxygenase activity. The transcript is spliced from 6 exons. The record is from RefSeq and is a predicted model, not a curated record. Bases 318 to 1337 code for a protein of 339 amino acids.
AAUUUCAUUCCAAAAGCCAAACCAGGGUAAGCGUCCACUUGGAGACUGGAGAGGCAGCAAAAGUGCCUCUUGGCUUCCUUCCUACUCCUGCCCCUUCGCUCAUCGCAAGAAGCAGCGCCCACCAGCUGGUCUCCCUUGCUGCUCAUUUUCUUCGCUAAAAUAAUGGGAAAAAGAAGAAAAGAGAGAACGCUCAAGGCGUCCUCCCUUACCUUAUAUUGCACGAGCUCUGCUAUGCCAGUUGCCCACCGAAAUAGACGCCCGGGAAAGGAGAGAGGAACUCCACAGUAAAUAGAGAGAGAGUGAGAGAGAAGGAAGAGAUGGGUUGGAGAGGGAUAUUGGGUUUUGAAUACGGGAUUGUACAGGGUCCUUUGGGGCCUGACAUCUCAAGUCCAGAGCUUGUGGCUGCCGUCGCUAAUGCCGGGGGACUCGGAAUCCUCAGAGCCCCUGAUUGGGAGUCACCUGAUUACGUGAAGGAGCUGAUAAGGAAAACUCGAGCCUUAACAGACAAAUCAUUUGGUAUUGGUAUUGUUUUGACAUUUCCCCAUGAAGAAAAUUUAAGGGCUAUUCUGGAUGAGAAGGUUGCAGUAUUGCAGGUUUCUUGGGGUGAAUUCCCAAAGGAGCUUGUUCUCCAAGCUCAUUGUGCUUGCAUGAAGGUUGUUCACCAAGUUGGCAGUCUUGAAGAAGCAAAGAAAGCUGUUGAUGCAGGGGUGGAUGCAGUUAUUGUCCAAGGAAUGGAAGCAGGUGGGCAUGUAAUUGGUAAGGAUGGUUUGAUGACAUUGCUGCCAAGAGUAGUUGAUUUUAUUGGGGAUCAAGACAUACCUGUAAUUGCGUCUGGUGGUAUUGUGGAUGAGCGUGGUUAUGUUGCUGCUUUGGCACUUGGUGCUCAAGGGAUCUGCCUAGGCACUAGGUUUGUUGCAACCAAAGAAAGUUGGGCUCAUCCAACAUACAAGAGGAAGUUGGUCGAAAUGGACAAAACAGAGUAUACGAAUAUAUUUGGCCGGGCAAGGUGGCCAGGGGCACCUCAACGUGUCCUGCAGACACCUUUCUUCAACACAUGGAGGUCUCUUCCUGAUGAUGAAAAUGAGACUAGCCAGCCUGUUAUUGGCCAUUCAACAAUACAUGGAAAAGAAAAAGAAAUUCGUCGGUUUGCAGGUACAGUUCCAAAUGCAACAACCACUGGUGAUAUUGAAAACAUGGCUAUGUAUGCGGGACAAGGUGUAGGCCUCAUCAAGGAAAUUCUUCCCGCAGGUGAAGUCAUAAUGAGGCUUGUUACAGGAGCUCAACAUCUGAUCCAGCAACAAUUUUUGGACCUCAAAUCCAAGGAUGAAGCAAUCUAAGUUUUGACCAACUUCAACAUUUGGAAAAUUUCCUUUUAAAUAAAGUUGGUGGUCGAUGAGAAUUGAAUGGCGUACCUCUUAGAAGUAUAAAAAUGAGUUACUCACCUCUCUCUCUCUCUCUCCAUUUUUUGUUUUGUUAGCAUAAUAAGCAUUUAGACUGCAAGAUUGUCUGCAGAAGUCCCGUAUUUUUAUACUUAUAUUCUGCUGUGUUUAA